UCACGAGAAUCGCAGAGCGACCACCUCGAUAUCAAACAAAAUGGCCUCAUAUCCUAAGAAGAAGUGCGUGCUAAUAACAUCCAGGUGUUUUGGCGCCACCGGCUCCGUGGGCCAGCGGUUUAUCCUCCUGCUUGCUGACCACCCUUUCCUGGAGCUGCACGCCGUCGGUGCGUCUGAGCGUUCUGCGGGCAAACAGUACAAGGAUGCCGUGAGGUGGAAGCAGUCUACGGCUAUGUCGGAGAAGCUUAGCACACUCGUCCUUCGCGACUGCAAGGCUGAACAGUUCGCUGACUGCGAUCUCGUCUUCUCUGGACUCAACAGCGACAUUGCGGGUGACGUUG
Aspergillus eucalypticola CBS 122712 is the source of this 341-nucleotide messenger RNA. Its product is annotated as NAD-binding semialdehyde dehydrogenase. Lineage: Eukaryota; Fungi; Ascomycota; Eurotiomycetes; Eurotiales; Aspergillaceae. The record is from RefSeq and is a predicted model, not a curated record. Gene Ontology annotation, biological process: L-threonine biosynthetic process. Gene Ontology annotation, molecular function: NAD binding; aspartate-semialdehyde dehydrogenase (NADP+) activity. The annotation marks the transcript as partial. The transcript has 2 exons.